AUGGAGGACCAGCCUGUUGAUGAGCUUACUUCUCCUCUCUCAGAUCUUUCUUAUGAGCAGCAAUGUUCCUUCCUAAGUCCUAUUGCUCAACCACUUGCCUCAGAAAAGCUCACCAAACGAUUGUUUAAACUGAUGAGAAAGGCAAAAAGGACGAAGUCGUGCACAUUAGGCGUAAAAGCUGUAAUUAAAGAUAUUAUUAAGAGGAAUGAAUCUGGGAUUGUCGUACUUGCUGGGAACAUAUCCCCAAUAGAUACUAUUGCUCAUGUUCCGGUAACGCUUGAAGAACAUGACGUACCGUAUUGUUACGUGCCCUCCUACCUGCAUUUGUCAGCCAAUUACGGUGUGGGAAAAACUACUUUUUGUAUUUUGAUAAAGAAACAUGAAGACUAUGAGGAGCUGUACGAUAAGUGCUACAAGUCUGUGGAUGAUCUCCCUCUACCUAUAUCCUGA
Messenger RNA from Protopolystoma xenopodis, 450 nucleotides. The record is from the annotation of a GenBank genome assembly. Lineage: Eukaryota; Metazoa; Platyhelminthes; Monogenea; Polystomatidea; Polystomatidae.